AUGCCUCCCCCCAAGCCAGAAGAACUGAAGAACCUCCGGGAGUCUUUCCGGGCCAAGAAACAAGCGUGUUUCAUCUUGGGUGCCUCGGGUGAGACGGGGAAGGAACUGCUGGCUGAAAUCUUGAAGCAGCAAAUAUUCUCCAGGGUGACACUCAUUGGCCGGCGAAAGCUGGAUUUGGAAGAGCCGCUGUAUAGCAGCGUGAAGCAAGAAGUUGUUGACUUUGAGAAACUGGAUGAGUCUUCUGCCGCCUUCCAAGGCCACGAUGUUGGAUUCUGCUGCCUGGGCACGACCAGAGGCAAAGCUGGAGCUGCCGGAUUUGUGCGGGUCGACCGGGAUUAUAUUCAGCACUCCGCAGAAUUAGCCAAAGCUGGCGGGUGCCGCCACUUCGUCUUACAGUCCACUAAGGGUGCAGAUGCCUCCAGUUCUUUCCUUUACCUUCGAGUUAAGGGUGAAGCAGAGUCCAGGGUCGAAGCGGUUGGCUUUGACCGCUGCUCCAUAUUCAGACCAGCAGUCCUGCUGUGUGAUCGUCGGGAGUCCCGUCCUGGCGAGUGGGUGACCAGAAAAGUCCUUGGAGCAGUCGCUUAUGUCUGCCCCACGUUGUACUCCGUCCCCACAGUGACUGUGGCUCGGGCCAUGGUGAACAACGUAGUGAUGCCAGGACCUGAUAACCGGAAGGUGGAAAUUCUGGAGAAUGCAGACAUACAUGCCCUAGGAAAUGUUAAAUAGUUGGGAGGCUUGUUCCUGGAUGACAUACCUUAUGGAAGGCAUCCCUAACCAUCUCAGUGACCCAGUUUGGCCUAACUUUCCUCUUCCCCAGAGGCUCCCCCUUGAAACCAUUCUUCCAUGUUUCCGUGGUAACCCAGCAAGCCACCAUAUUUAUUAUGGCCGCCAUUUUGAAUAAGACUGGGGAUUUUCUUACGUUACUAUGAGCACACUUGGUCUGAGUUCUCUGUUGUGGCCUGUCCGUCUUGGGUGGCCCUCAACGGCAUAGCC
This is a messenger RNA of Gekko japonicus, 993 nucleotides long. RefSeq names its product oxidoreductase HTATIP2-like. The record is from RefSeq and is a predicted model, not a curated record. Gene Ontology annotation, cellular component: cytoplasm. NCBI's taxonomy places the organism in Eukaryota, Metazoa, Chordata, Lepidosauria, Squamata, Gekkonidae. The coding region runs from base 1 to 726 and encodes 241 amino acids. The transcript is spliced from 5 exons. Gene Ontology annotation, biological process: import into nucleus.